UGCCGACCUAGAUUUUGAUUUUCUAUGGAUCAGGCGGGUGUCUCUCUGGGAUCAGCGUACAAGGCGCUGGGAUUGACCCCGAGCGCGAGCGCGAGCGAGGUCAAGGCGGCGUACAGGCGCUUAGCUUUGAAAUGCCAUCCCGAUUUGAGCCCCAACAAUCACGGAGAAUUCCAGCGCCUCUCGGCCGCGUACCAGCGAAUUAUAAACAGGGCUCCACAGGAGGAGCUCCAGAUCAACACGAGCCACUUUGCUAGCGGCGGCGGAGGUGGCGGCGGCGAGGCGGAGGAGAGGUUGCGAUCGUUUGGCUACCGCCAGGCGAAUCGCUCGGAGCAAAUGCCGAUCAUGCGGACGGUGUUUAGCCGGCCUGUGACGGUGGGAGUGUUCGCCACCAUCGCCUUCGCGAUUUGUGGCGGAGGAGUGGUGGCGUUUAGCUUGAGCCGCCAGGACAAGCGAAGAAUCGGAGUCAUCUCCAGGAAUACCGAUCAAGAGCUCGUGAGUGUCAAACAAAACUUUCACCUCGUUUUUCUCCUUGUGCCUCUGAUGGGGUGAUCUUUUCUCUUUUCUCACAGGUUGCUAGCUAGC
Messenger RNA from Selaginella moellendorffii, 582 nucleotides. Its product is annotated as dnaJ homolog subfamily B member 6-like. Bases 25 to 549 code for a protein of 174 amino acids. The record is from RefSeq and is a predicted model, not a curated record. NCBI's taxonomy places the organism in Eukaryota, Viridiplantae, Streptophyta, Lycopodiopsida, Selaginellales, Selaginellaceae. The transcript has 2 exons.